Molecule: messenger RNA, 9682 nt
Organism: Rosa chinensis
Lineage: Eukaryota; Viridiplantae; Streptophyta; Magnoliopsida; Rosales; Rosaceae
Product: serine/threonine-protein kinase ATM
Exons: 79
Coding region: 200-9253 (3017 amino acids)
Biological process (GO): DNA repair
Molecular function (GO): protein serine/threonine kinase activity; protein binding
Source: RefSeq, a predicted model, not a curated record
UUCGCGCCGCACGGGGGCCGGGGGAACACCAGCAAUAUUAAACCCUCUGCUGUCACAAGUCUUAACCUCUAAAAAGUCACACUCAAGAGUCCCCCACUCUUCAUCCUUCUUAAUCUUCCCGCCAUUUUCUCCGCCACCAAACCACGGCGAAGCAAAACCCUAGCGAGAGCGUUGGGGGGGGGGAUUCCGGUCGCCGGCGAUGGUAAAGUCUCGAGACGUCCAAGAGAUUGUGGCGAAGCUCUCGUCCGAUAAAGCCAAGACUCGAGAAGAAGGGAUAAAGUUGCUAAAUACAUGGUUAGAAGGAGAAAGAUCAAACGAUUUCUGUAAAUAUCUUGCACAGAAAACUGCCAAGCUUAAACCAGCUGAAAUUCCUCACUCUGAAACAUGGCCUUUCUUUAUUACUAUGUUGAUUCAAUGUGCUUCAUUGGAGAUAUCCCCAAGCAAGCGCCGAUCACCGAAAUUGGUAUUUGCAAAGACCUUGAGGAUAGUUGUGCAGCGAGCGGAGGAUGAUAAGUUUUCAGGCAAUUUAUUGCCAUUGCUACCUGUGGUUAAAAGUCUUUUCAACCAUAUUUGGGAGGUCUUAAACAAUGAUCCAAGCUACCAGUUGCAGUCGGAAUAUGGGCUUAUUCUGCAGGAUCUUUUGGUUGUCAGAGAUUAUCGAUUUCACAUGAGAAAGCGAAUUUAUUGCAGCCUAGUGCUUCUGUAUAUGGAAAAUAUGGAAAAAAUCUUGAGUGGUAGAAAUGAUAAUCAACAUAUUAUCAAGGACGUAAAUACUCUCCGUUCACUUUUGGAGAACCCCCCUGGAGAUUUCCCAGAAAAUCUAAGGGACGGCGUUGUUAGAGGUUUUGUUAGGAUUUUCUCUUGUAUCAGGGAUGAGGGAAAGGUUUCUCGCAAACUUAUUGAGUGUAUUAAUACAUUCUUGUUAAAAGAUGGUCCAAAUUUAGGGCGUCAGUCCCUGGAGAUCCACAACGCUGUGCAUCAAUUUGUCUUUCGGUGUUUGCUGACAACCCAUGAUCAAACUUUUAAGGAUUGCCUUAUUUUUUAUGCAAUGUUACAACUGAAUAUGACAAGAGGUGCUACUGAUGGGAGCUUUUUGGUACAACAUCUUUUAGACAUAGUGUACAAGGAAUUAGAUCAAAGCUCUGUAUCCAAUACAAUUGUGCCCAGGACUGAUGCAGCUAAAUAUGAGAAGUUUGGAACUUUGAGCAGCUCUCAUUGUGCCUUGGUUGAGCUUGCAGCUGCUGUACUUUAUAGGGCUUGUAUUAACUUGACAAAAGCACCAUCAACUGAAAAGAGGGUCAAGAGAGAGCAUGUUGCUGCCCAUUUACGAGAGGCUCUCAUGAAGGGGAAAUGGUUAUGGUAUGCUUCAUUUUGUUGUCUUACUCGUAAGUACUCUACACGCAUUGGUAAAGAUCUUUUUAUGUACUGGUUCGAGGGGAUAUGUACAAGCUUUCAAAGAAUUUUGAACGAGGCAAAUGUGGGGCAUGCUUAUGAUGGUUUGCUAUGGACACUGAGGAGCCUGCAGGAACUCUCUUCUGUGUUGUUGCUUCCGGAUCCAAAGCGGAAAAAGCCAUUAAGCUCCUCUCCCUUGAAUGAGUUUGACUGUGGUUGGCAAUUAGUAUGGAGCUGCCUUAUGCAGGGCUUCCCGUUGUUCAGUAAUGUAACUGCAGUUGUAGAUGCAGCUCUGGUGCUCCUGGGAAACAUAAUUUCAAGUGAUCUUGUACAUACAUGUGUCGUACCUCAGGAUGUAUGGGACCUUAGGAUAUUCAAACAAAUGCCGUCAGUGUCUUUGUUGUACUUUAUAUCCUGUUACUUUUCAAGGAAAGGUUCGCAAGUAAGUGGUGAUGUUCGAGACAUUUUACACCUGAGAAAAAACCUCCUGAGAGCAGUUUUGGGUCAACUCAAGGAGAUGGAGAGUUCCAUACAUAACAAGCAGUUGGUGUUAUUAUUGCCUGCAGCUGUUAAUGCUCUUUGUGCUGGUUGUGUUCCUUUUACACAAUGCCACACUGGACUAAUCCAAUCUUACACUUCUCUAGAUGCUACUGAUGCUGUAAAUAAGACAGAAAAACCUGAGCACAAUUGUCUGCAUGGACUAUUCGACUGCACUGUGGAGGUUCUCGCUGAUAUUGGUCCAGGUCCGAGCGUUGAGGUUUUCCCAUCCCAACACUAUCCAAAUCUACGGCUUCCCAGGCAAUUAAGAGAACCACUACUUUCUGAGAUGGAGACUCUAAUUCUUGGAGCUCUAGUGGAGAAGGAGAUGAGAAGGAGAUCUUUGUCAGAUAUAUUCUUUAAAUGUGCUAUAUUGUCAAACAUCAUCUAUGGUUCAGUCUUGACAAGGCAAAGAGAGGAAGUUUCAUCAUUUGUCUCAAAAUUGGGUCGAUACCUGUUAGAAUUGCUGGAUUUUGCUGUUACUGUCACCCAGGGAAAUGAUUGUCUAGCUCUCAGUUCUGAUCUCCUAUCUAAUGGAGCAAGCUCUAUUGUUGCUUCCUUUAGAAGUUUUGCUCAUUCCCCUAUCUUUAGUCGACAGCACGAUCAAAAUCAUGUCGAUGCUGAACUAUAUGGUGCCAUAAUGCAAGUGAUGGAGAGGCUCUUAAAAGCGAUGUCUAAUGUGUAUGAAGAGUUUUCCAGUGGUGCAGGAGAACGUUUAACUGCAUGUGAUACGCUAAAACAAUAUUCUUUCCCUGCUGAUAGCAAUAAAAGUAGGAUUGUGGACAUGGAGUUGGAUGUUAAUGAGGAUACCGGAGAUAUGGAUACAUUAUCUGAUGGUGGCAAAACUGCCAGUGGUGUAUUCUCUUCUGUAAAGAAAUGGAAGCUGGGCAUGAUAUCGCUUAUUUCUAAUUUUUUCUCAGUUUUACACACAACUUGGGAUGUCCUGUUUAAGCUCCUGUCAAAAGAAAGGGAUCAAAUGGUCAGGGAAAAAAUUAUGUUUAGUCUUUGUCAACAUCCCUUCUGGUCCUCUGCUGAAAAUUUCAAGGAAAUGGUUGGUUUAAUGACUAAAAUGAUUAAGAUACAAGUGAGUCUUAAGCUCGAUUGUGGUAAGGUAUUAUCUGCUAUCCAUGGUUUGCUGGGGACACUAUCAUCCUUGGACACUAACUGGAAAGAUAAAGGUUUCACUGACUCUUUAGGUGAAAGAGGACCUGAGCAGAACUUGAUGCAUCUUCGAGAUGCGGUUGCUGAAUGUGAUCUUCUUGACUGGUUUGGACGUGUUAAGCUCAUCGAUUGCAUAUGCAAUUUUGUUUUACUCAGUCCUCAAAUUGGUCAGACACUGAUUGAAAGGUUGUUGACGAUGCUUCAAGAUCCUGAUUAUCGAGUUCGUUUCUCCCUGGCUAGAAGGAUUGGUGUUCUUUUCCAAAUGUGGGAUGGACAUGAGGAAUUAUUCAACGAUAUAUGUUCCAACUUUGGAGUGAAGUUGGUGGUAUCCUCAAAAGAAAAACUUGUUACUGCAAGUGAGGUCUUAGCUAGUGGUCCACAGCCUCAGCCCACGAUGGAAACUGUCAUUAUUACUCUCAUGCAUCUUGCUUUGCAAAGUGAGAAAAUAGAGUUGGAGGCUGUAUUCAUGAUAUGCGUGGUUGCUGCUAUUGAUCCUUGUCAGAGGGAAUUGAUCUUUGUAAUACUUGACAAUCUCUCAAGGCAGUUGCGCUAUGCAAGCAGGUUUAAGUACUUGGAGGAGCUUUUAGGAUCAAUUCUCUUUAGUUGGGUUGCUUGUGGUGUAAGCCUUGCUGCACUUGUAGAGAUACGGCAAUUAUUUGUGUCUGAUUCCGAACCUAGUUACUUCAUGCAGUAUUGCUGCCAUUGGCUUCUCCCAGCUCUAGUUUUGCAUGGGGAUAGCUCUAGUCUCAGCUGGGUUGCUAGAAUUGCUUGUCAACCUCCAGCAGUUCUGGUGAAAAAUCACUUCGUGCAGAUCUUCUCUGUUUGUAUGGGAUUGCAUUGUAGUAAGAGAUCUGGGUGGGAAAAGGGAGCAGAUGUGCUUCAGAAUUCUAUUUUGCAUCUUGCUCAGAUAUCUGAGAAUGAACGGGACAAACUCAUCAAGAAGCAUAUGGUAUCUAUUGUCAGCCACAUUCUGUCUCUUGCAUCAUCCGCACCAAACCCCACGGUUCCAUUCUUUUCUCGGGAUACGAUUGUACGUGGAAUUCAGACAAUUGUUGAUGGAUUUUUGGAGAUGGAGGAUUAUGCUACAAGUGUGUGUGUUGUUGACAAGAUCAACAUUUUUCGCCCAGAUAGGGUUUUCAUGUUCAUAGUGGAGCUGCAUUAUAGAAUUGCAGCAGCAACCCAUCAUAGGCAUACAUGUCACAGACUAGCUGGAAUCGAGGUGCUGAUAGAUGUUCUUGGGCAUAGAGCUGCUAUGGCAAGCACUUCCAACUAUCUUUUCAAUCUGAUCGGGCAGUUUAUUGGUUACCAUGAUUUACAAGAUCAAUGCUGCCGUGUCAUAUCUGUGCUUCUGAAAACUUUUAAAAGUAAUCCAUCCCGAGAAAUUAUCAGUGUUCUGGGUGAGCAACUUCAGUUUUUAGUGUCGAAGUUGGUUGCAUGUUGCAUUCCAUCUGAAACUAAGGGAGAACAAUUUGGCUGCGGAUCAUCUCAAGUUUUAUCAUUGCUCUUUCAGCUAACUGUGCAUUCUGAUCCAUCCCUUUAUGAUUACAUCAGAGAAUUGGAACCAUUCCCUGAAAUAGAUAUCUUUGAUGAGAUUAGAAAGUUCCAUCAGGAUUUAUGCCGAGCUUACUCUCCAAGAGAUCAUCUGCUGAAGUUUGUUCGGAGAUCUGGUCACCUUCCACCAAGAUUACUUCUCUGGAGUCUCCAAGCAUUGCACAAGAAGCUACUUUUGGGUGAAACAUUUCAAAUUGAAAAGAAUGCAGCAGAUCGGGUGGAAGAUAGAUAUUGGCAUUGUGACGAUGAAAUUAUGACUGCUGUCUGGACUAUGGUUCGCAUGUGUGGCUCAGAAGAUGCAAAUAGCAUUAGAGUUUUGGUCUCUGAUUUCAUAUCUAGGGUUGGUAUUGGGGAUCCACAUUGUGUUGUUUUCCAUCUGCCUGGAAACUCGAGUAACAUCCAUGUGUGCCAACCAGUCAAUCAAGGCUUUUCUACAGAGGGCACAUUUCCAAUUGAUACUGGAUUGUCUGAAGAACUUCUGGUCGCACUUCUGAAACUUCUGAAGAAGUACUUGAUGGAUGAUUCUGUUAAAAUUGUAGAUAUGACAUCUCAAGCUCUUCGGGGAAUUCUUUCAACUCAAAGGGGUCAAAAUACGCUGUUGUCAUUUGAUUCUUAUGAGAGGUCUCUUAUAGAGGUUCACUCCAAGGGAGUCAAUAUUGAGCUGGUUGAAAAGCUCCUUUUGGAUUUGGAAAUUAAGUUUAAAGCUGAAGCAAUUCCAAUCGAGAACUCUACUGUAUGGGUAACACAUGGUAAAACUUUUGAUGAAUGGAUUUGUCCACUUGUCUGCUCACUGAUCGGCUUAUGUAGUGAUGUUAUUCUGAGAUUAUGUCAGGAUAUUGUGUUGAUGAAAGCUGAAGUUGCUGAGCUUUUAUUGGCAAGUAUUAUUGUCAAUCUUGCUGGAAAGAAGGAUAUGGAUGUUAAUCUCUACAAAUUGAUCUCUUUGCAGGUGCAGGAACAUGUAUUUACAGACUCUAAUAAGUUAAUCAAAUCAAUUCAAGUAUGGUUGAAUGCCCUCAAUGAACUUCGAUUGUGUCAUGUGAUGGAAAGAUCUUCUUUGUUGCCAUUAAAGCAAGAAAGCUCCAAGAGUGCUAAGCCUUCUAGUUACAGCUCUAAAUCUCGUUCCACCUCUGUAAAGGCUAGAGAAUCUGCUUCUAUGUAUGGUGCAAUGGCAAUGUCAACGCCAUUAUGGGACAAGGUUUAUUGGCUUUCUAUUGAUUAUCUUGUUGUUGCUAAGUCAGCAGUUGUUUGUGGCUCAUACUUUACUGCGAUGAUGUAUGUGGAACAUUGGUGUGAAGAACAUUUCAAUAUCCUGACACUGGGUAGCCCUGAUUUCUCCCACUUCGAAAUGUUGCCACGCCACAUUGAAAUACUUGUUGCAGCAGCUACCCAGAUCAAUGAACCUGACAGCUUAUAUGGGAUUAUCCAGUCACACAAGUUAACCUCUCAAAUCAUUACCUUCGAACAUGAGGGAGACUGGAGCAAGGCCCUUGAAUAUUAUGAUUUGCAAGUGCGUUCAGCUGCUUUGGUACCAAUGGAUUUUGGUUCCAGGAGUUUGUCACUGGAACAGACUCAACCUGAUAAUUUUUCCAAUUCCACACCGGAUGAUCCGAUGAGGCAGAGGAAACCAUAUAAAGGUCUGAUCAGAUCUUUGCAGCAAACUGGUUGUAUGCAUGUCCUGGACUUUUAUUGUCAAGGAUUGACAUCUAGAAAGGGACAGUUUCAUCAUGAUCUGGAGUUUACCGAAUUGCAGUAUGAGGCUGCUUGGCGUGCAGCAAACUGGGAUUUCUCGUUACUCUAUGCUGGAGAUAAUUCUAUUUCAUCAACUCUGCACAUCAAAGCCAAUCAUUUUAAUGAAAAUUUGCAUAGUUGUUUGAGGGCACUAAAAAAGGGGAAUUUCAAUGAAUUUCAUGAAAAGCUGAAAGAUUCAAAGCAGGAGCUUGUUUGGUCUGUUUCUCGUGCAAGUGAAGAAAGUACUGAACAUAUAUAUUCAGCAAUAAUUAAACUACAGAUCCUCUAUCAUCUUGGCAAGGCAUGGGAUUUACGUUGGAGAUCAUUUCCAUCUGAGUGUAUGAACUUCCAUCCACAGAUGGAAGAAGUGAAUUCAGAACCUCUAAUCCCUACUGUGGAUCAGUUAUCCUGGCUGAGCGUGGAUUGGAGCUCCAUUUUGGAGCGAACACAGUUACACAUGAGUUUAUUAGAGCCUUUUAUAGCGUUCAGGCGAGUUCUACUUCAAGUCUUAAAUUGUAAGGACUCUAUGGUGCAACAUCUCCUGCAAUCCACGUGUACUCUCCGUAAGGGAUCUAGAUUUUCUCAAGCAGCUGCAGCCUUGCAUGAGUUUAAGUUCCUUUGUGUUGAAUCAGGGGAACAACAGUCAUCCCUUUAUUGGCUUGGAAGGCUUGAAGAAGCAAAGCUUUUGCGUAGCCAAGGUCAGCAUGAGAUGGCUAUCAGCCUUGCAAAGUAUGUGGCAGAAUAUUCCCUGUCGAAUGAAGAGUCUUCAGAUGUACAUCGCUUGGUUGGGAAGUGGCUGGCAGAGACUAGAUCUAGCAGCUCAAGAACUAUAUUGGAGAAGUAUUUGAAACCUGCUGUUUCACUUGUUGAGGAUCAGAAGGCUACAGACAAGAGGUCGAGAGAUAGACAAAGCCAAACUCAUUUUCAUCUUGCACACUAUGCAGAUGCUCUGUUUAGGAGUUAUGAGGAAAGACUUUCCUCCAGUGAGUGGCAAGCAGCCAUGCGUCUGAGGAAACACAAGACAACAGAGUUGGAAGCACUUAUUAGACGGCUAAAAUGUUCCACAAAGGGGGAGAAGACCGAUUACUCUAUCAAAAUUCAAGAGUUGCAAAAGCAGCUAGCAAUGGACAAGGAGGAGGCCGAAAAGCUUCAGGAUGACAGGGACAAUUUUCUUAGCCUAGCAUUGGAUGGAUAUAAACAUUGUUUGGUUGUUGGUGACAAGUAUGAUGUAAGAGUGGUUUUUCGACUAGUUUCUCUGUGGUUCUCUCUCUCCUCUAGAAAAAGUGUCGUAGAUAGCAUGCUUACCACAAUCACCGAGGUUCAGUCUUACAAAUUCAUCCCUUUGGUGUAUCAAAUUGCUUCGAGAAUGGGUAGCUUAAAGGAUAGCCAGGGUUCUCAUAAUUUCCAGUUUGCUUUGGUUUCUCUUGUGAAGAAAAUGGCUAUCGACCACCCAUACCAUACUAUAUUUCAGCUUCUAGCACUUGCAAAUGGUGACCGUAUCAAGGACAAGCAGCGAAGUAAGAAUUCAUUUGUGGUAGACAUGGAUAAAAAGCUUGCAGCAGAGAAUCUUUUACGAGAGUUGACCUCGUAUCAUGGAUCUAUAAUAAAUCAAAUGAAACAAAUGGUGGAGAUCUAUAUCAAACUUGCAGAACUAGAAACAAAAAGAGAGGAUACCAAUAGAAAGCUGUUGCUACCAAGAGAGUUGCGUAAUCUUAAACAGCUGGAACUUGUGCCAGUUGUGACAGCUACCUUUCCCAUUGACCAAAGUUGUCAAUAUGAUGAAGGCUCUUUCCCAUACUUCAAGGGAUUAGCAGAAUCAGUUACGGUAAUGAAUGGUAUAAAUGCUCCCAAGGUGGUCGAAUGCUUAGGUUCGGAUGGUUGCAGAUACAGACAGCUGGCAAAAUCUGGAAACGAUGAUCUAAGACAAGAUGCUGUAAUGGAACAAUUUUUUGCCUUGGUCAACACCUUUUUGCGAAACCACCGGGAUACAUGGAAAAGAAGAUUAGGAGUACGCACGUACAAGGUAGUUCCAUUUACUCCAAGUGCCGGGGUCCUUGAAUGGGUUAAUGGCACUCUUCCUCUUGGUGAAUACCUUAUAGGAAGCAUGAGAAAUGGAGGUGCACAUGGUCGCUAUGGAAUAGGGGACUGGUCAUUUCUCAAAUGUCGAGAGCACAUGGCAAAUGGAAAGGACAAGCGCAAGGCAUUCCAGGAAGUUUGUGGCAAGUUCAGGCCUGUAAUGCAUCACUUUUUCUUGGAGAGAUUCUUACAACCAGCUGACUGGUUUGAAAAGAGGCUUGCAUACACCCGAAGUGUUGCUGCAAGUUCAAUGGUUGGUUAUAUCGUCGGCCUUGGGGAUCGACAUGCUAUGAAUAUCUUAAUUGAUCAAACUACUGCAGAAGUUGUUCAUAUAGAUCUUGGAGUUGCCUUCGAACAAGGGUUGAUGCUUAAGACACCAGAGCGGGUUCCAUUCCGACUGACAAGGGACAUCAUUGAUGGUAUGGGUGUCACUGGAAUAGAAGGGGUUUUUAGGCGAUGCUGUGAGGAAACUCUUUCUGUUAUGAGGACAAAUAAAGAAGCACUACUGACCAUCGUUGAAGUUUUUAUUCAUGAUCCCCUUUAUAAAUGGGCUCUGUCACCUCUGAAAGCUUUGCAGCGUCAAAAGGAAAUGGAUUACGAAUCAGAUACAAGCUUAGGUGACUCAGAAGAUGAAUAUGAAGGUAACAAGGAUGCUGCACGUGCAUUGAUGCGUGUCAAACAAAAAUUAGAUGGGUAUGAAGAAGGAGAAAUGCGAAGCAUCCAUGGGCAGGUGCAACAACUUAUACAAGAUGCUAUUGACCCUGAGCGCCUUUGUCAACUAUUUCCAGGAUGGGGAGCUUGGUUGUGAUGAACCCUUCAUCUUAUUCCCCCCAAGAGCAUCUAAUCACGUACAGGUGGCUUCUAAAUUUGUCAAGUUUUGUGAGUUUAUGCAUUCCUCGAAUGUUGCCCCAACCAGUGAGUGUAUAAUGUGUUGGUUCUUGCAGUGUAUGAUUAAGCUGUACAUAAAAAGGGUAGUCCAUGUAUAGAUGAUGAAAAAUAUGGGAAAUCUGCUAUUUAAUUGUAAUACUCUGUUGAGAAAGCGAGUGAAAAGUAGCAAAUUCAUGUAGCGCGGGUUUUUAAUACAAAAGGGGGAAAUUACCUAAAAAAGAAGAGCAUUUUCUCCCCAAAGCACUUCUAUACAAAAUGCAAUGUGGUGGCAGAUUGCCUUGCGAAAAAUAGCUUUGAUCAUGCUUUUUACUCUUUAGUCAUUGAAUUUGAUAUUCCUCCUGUUCAUGCU